Molecule: messenger RNA, 7528 nt
Organism: Dama dama (fallow deer)
Lineage: Eukaryota; Metazoa; Chordata; Mammalia; Artiodactyla; Cervidae
Gene: CALHM5
Product: calcium homeostasis modulator family member 5
Exons: 2
Coding region: 97-1044 (315 amino acids)
Molecular function (GO): monoatomic cation channel activity
Source: RefSeq, a predicted model, not a curated record
UGUUUCUAAUGAAGAAAGAGCUCCACCCUCGGCCACUGCCACAGCGGCUCUGCCAACAAAUACGAGCAAAGCGUUUUCCCUCUGUGUAUCUCCAACAUGGAUGCUUUUCAGGGGUUCUUAAAAUUCAUCCUCAACCAGAAAACUGUUAUUGGCUACAGCUUCAUGGCUCUGCUGACCGUGGGAGGUGAGCGUCUCUUUUCACUCGUGGCUUUCAAGUGUCCCUGCGGCACUGAGAAUGUGAUCUACGGACUGGCUUUCCUGUUUGCUCCCGCCUGGGUAUUACUGAUCCUGGGAUUCUUUCUGAACAACAGGUCGUGGAGACUCUUCACAGGCUGCUGUGUGAAUCCCAGGAAAAUCUUCCCCAGGGGCCACAACUGCCGCUUCUUCUCCGUCCUUGGGCAGAUCAUUCUGAGUUCACUGGUGGCCCCAGUGAUGUGGUUGUCAGUGGCUUUGCUCAAUGGGACUUUUUAUGAAUGUGCAAUGAGCGGGACCCAAAGUCCAAGACUCCUCGAUCUCAUUUGCAAAGGCAAGCCUGAAGAGUGCUGGAAAGAACUUUACAAGGUAUCUUGCGGAAAAACCAGCAUGACUCCCACAGACAACGAAGAACUGAAAUUGUCGCUGCAAGCCCAAUCUCAGAUUCUAGGAUGGUUCCUGAUUUGUUCCGCAUCUUUCUUCUCUCUGCUCACCACAUGUUAUGCUCGCUGCAGAUCUAAAGUUAGUUACCUUCAGCUGAGUUUUUGGAAGACAUAUGCACAGAAGGAGAAGGAGCAGUUGGAAAACACAUUCGUGGAUUAUGCCAAAAAGCUGAGUGAAAGAAACCUGAAAUGCUUCUUGGAAAACAAGAGGCCAGAUGUCUUUCCCAUGCCCACCUUUGCGGCCUGGGAGGCUGCUUCGGAGCUCCAUUCCUUCCACCAAAAUCGGCAACACUACAGCACCCUCCACAGGGUGGUAGAGGAUGGUCUGGACCUUCGCCCGGAGGAUGAGGAGACCACAAUGAUGCUUAUGGGUACCGCCCAAAACGUGCAGCUCACCCACCAUCACUGACACGCGGGGUCCAGACAUCUUCCUCCCGCAUCAAUGGCUACCUGAGUAUCUUGGCGUUUUCUUCCAUUUUAGUAUUUCUUAAUCAGACAAUAACACAAAGGGAAGCAGCUUUUGAGCCAUGACAAGGUAUCAUGUGCUCAAACUGAUGCUGAGUGACUGGCCAAAGAUGGUGACAAUGUGCUCUUGUAUUGGUUGGGGGUUGGGGUUGGGGCUCAGGGGCUUCCGGUUCUAAGAUUCGAUGGCUGACAGUGAGACUCAUGCAAGAAGUUCUGCCACUAUGUAAAUACAGUCACGGAAUUCAGGGGGAGAAGUGGUGACUUGUGAGUCAGCGUGGUCCCCUUAACAGACUUCUGUUAUUAACAGACUUCCCACUUCCACACAGUGGGAUCUGCGAUGUAGUUGGUAGAAAUCCUCGUAGUAAAUCUAUCUUACUACCUUCCAAGGAUAUAUGAAAUGCUACCAUUUAAAAUUCAUUUCCUUGGAAACUGAAGACAUCAGUUCUCAAAAAUAACACAUUGAAAGGAUGUGAUGCCAAAAAUUCAGAACUUUUCCCAUGUUUCCCCUAUGCACUGAAAGUAGACCCCUGGAGUCAGAGCUGUAUUAUGACUCUUGUGGGCUCUAGGCACUUUUGCCUUCUUGGGCUUAUUUCUACAUUAAAAAAUACACAUGUACACAUACACAUAAGCACACACACACCUAUACUUAUGACUAUUGAUAUAAAGGCAUAAAUUAAUAUUAUAUACGGCUUCCCAGGUGGCUCAGUGGCAAAGAAUCUGUCUGCAAUGCAGGAGACCCAGGUUCAAUCCCUAGGUCAGGAAGAUCCCCUGGAGAAGGAAAUGGCAACCCACUCCAGUAUUCUUGCCUGGCAAAUCUCAUGGACAGAGGAGCCUGGCAGGCUACAGUCCACAGGGUCACAAAAGAGUUGUACAUGACUUAGUGACUAAACAGCAAAAACAAUAUUAAUAUUAUAUGUUAGAACUUUUCCCCAACCUUAAAGUUCAUUUAUUACCUUGUGACUUUAUAAGAAACUAAAAACACUUUAGUGGGUUCCUACAGAAUGCAAAUUUUGUGUUCUAUUAUAUAAUAUAUCCACAUUAGUUUAAGUAUAUAGAUAUAUUAGUUCCCUCUAAAUCUCUGAGUGGAAUCAAUAUUUAAGGAAGCAGUACCGUGUUUUAGGCUGUGGCUCACAUCUUAUACCAUAGAGGGUCCUUGCCUCCUCAUUGGAGAAUCUUGGGGCUGAAUUCCUUAUUACCAUGGUACACUAUCCCAAAUUGGGGAAAGGAUCCUAUAGGUUUAAGACCUGACACAUAUCCUUGGGAGCUUGGAGGUGCAGAGUCAGGUUGUAUCUGUGUGUGUGUGUGUGUGUGUGUGUGUGUGUGUGUGUGUGUGUGUAGGUGGGAGAGUGCGAGGUGGGGGCUGUGAGGUUAUAAUAUUGUUUGGGUUUUAAACAUGGUGUGUGACAAAUGUGUAACAAUUGGUUCCUGAAAAAAAACAAGUGGUUAUUUGAAGUGUUUGCCCAUUUCUAUGUUGUAAUUUCAAGUUACCAAGGUGAUAUCACUGAAAUCAGAGUUAGGAAGAGAUGCUAAUCAUGGACAAUAUGAGCCAGAACUUUCUAAGAAGAUUUUGUGGUGCAUUUACUUUCAUUCUAGCCAAACUGUCUCUGGUACAACUUUGGUGCGUCUGAGUUUCACUGCAAUAAGACCUAACCAUGGUAGAUUAAACAUGACUUAAUGGCGCCAAUUGAGAGAUAGAGUCUUUUCCUCUUUUCCUUGAAUCUGCCCCUUAAUGAACCAACAAUAUGUAGCAGAGGUGAAGCCAGGUUGCAGAACUAUUCCAGCUUAUGCCUUGGUCUCUGGCAAUGCUCAAUCUGGUAAAAAUAAGCCACCAUGUAAGAAAUGCAAUUACCUUAUUGAAGAGUCCCAAGCCCUGAAGAAGGCUAAAGUAGCCAAGUGGAGAGAGACAGACAGAGGGAGACCAUAGCUGGCCAGCUCCAACUAUUUGAGUCAUUCUAGUUUAGUUACCAGGAAUCUGAGUGAAUAAGUCAUUUGGACAUUCCAGCUUCAGCAGAAAGACAUGGAGAAGAACCAGAGAACCCAACAAACAGCCAGGAAAAAGAUCCCAGAUCUAUGGUCUGAGUGAAGUCAUACCAGCUAUGCAGACGUCUCAGCCACACCAUCUCAGACUGCAGAUAAUAUAAAGGGGUCCCCACUGUGUCCUGUCAAAAUCCCCUGAGCUUAAAUAAAUGUUGGUUGUUUGAAGCCAAUCAAAUUAUGGGCAUUAUGAAGUAAGAUAUCCUGAACACUAAUAUGUGAAAAUCAGAAUUUGUUAAAUGAGAGAUUAGUGGUACAUUGAAUUUAUAUAUAGAUUAUGCAAAUAUCUCCCUAUGCAUAGAUUUUUCUUAAUAACAUUUACCUCUUGAUUUCAGUAAACAGUGAAUGAGCUGUGGAAUGAUUUGAUAGAUGCUGAAUAGUUACUUCUCCAAACUGGCUCCACCAAAGCCUGAGAUUCAUUUUUAAUGAUUUUAGGUUAAAUUUGGUUUGAGAGGAACACACUGCUAUGAGUUAAUCUGGUUUAAAAUAAACAAAUUACUGAGAAAGUGACAUAUUUUUAGCGUUAAUACCCAGAAAAAGAUGACAGUGGCAGGCACAGGACAGGCUGGCCUUGAGUAAGUUAGAAACAUGUUGGUCUUCUGGUUUUGCUCCUGAAAAUGUCGCAUUCAAACCACAGCAUCAGCAUCAUGAGGGAGCCUGUUAGAAAUGCAGAAUCAGACUCCAUCCCAGACCUAUUGAAUCAAGCCUGCCAUUAGACAAGAUCUUAGGUGAUUCUAUGCAACUUAAACUUUAGAAGUGCUGCUUCUCAAACUUUAAUGUGUGCCAAAAAUCAACUGGAUGGCUUGUUAAAAUGUAGAUUGCUGAGCCCAAGUGUCUGAUUUGACAGGUUGGGGGUGAGAAUUUGCGUUUCUAACAACUUCUCAGGUGAUGCUGCUGCUGCUGCUGUAGGGACCACAUCUUGAGAACAACAACUCUAAAGCAGAAAGCAGGCUACACUGGGGAAGGCAAGAUAGAAGUAACUCGGAAUCUUGGGCCCCACUCCAGAUCUACAGAACUAGACUCUGUGCUAUUAUCAACCUGUCUUGAGAACAUGGGGUGACUUUCCAUGUAUUUUCUAUUUAUUCAAGGCUACCUUUCAUCACUUAAGGAUAUUUUUAGAUUUCCUUACCUAAGUUUUGCAAAUAUUGUACAUCUGCAUUCUUCUUUGCCACUAGUCUAAUGUUUUCUUUUUUCCAUGGUAUUUUCUAAGUUCUGGUUAUUUGAGUACAUGAAAAAGCUAUUACUUAAUGCAUAUAUAAAGAAAGCUGAGCACAGAAGAAUUGAUGCUUUUGAACUGUGGUGUUGGAGAAGACUCUUGAGAGUCCCUUGGACAGCAAGGAGAUCCAAUCAGUCCAUCCUAGAGUAAAUCAGUCCUGAAUAUUCAUUGGAAGGACUGAUGCUGAAGCUGAAACUCCAAUACUUUGGCCACCUGAUGCGAACAACUGACUCAUUUGAAAAGACCCCGAUGGUGGGAAUGAUUGAAGGCGGGAGGAGAAGGGGACGACAGAGGAUGAGAUGGUUGGAUGGCAUCACUGACUCAAUGGACAAGAGUUUGAGUAAACUCCAGGAGUUGGUGAUGGACAGGGAAGCCUGGUGUGCUGCAGUCCAUGGGGUUGCGAAGAGUCGGACACGACUGAGUGACUGAACCGAAUGCAUAUAUUUUAAACCUCUAUACUUUACUAUUAUUUUAUUCUUUGUAGAACUUUUUGCAUUAUAAAAUAACUAUUUUGCAGCCACUGAUGACAUAAUGGAUCUGGAUAAUAAAUAAUGAAUUCUGAACUACUAGGUGAAGGCAGGAUGGAUGAAGAGCGUGCAGCUCAAAGCUGCUCAUCUGUCUCAGCAUCCCUUAAAAUGAGCCCUUUGUUUCCAGUCGCUCAGUUAUGUCUGACUCUUUGCAACCCCACGGACUGCAGGCCUCCAGGCUCCUCUGUCCAUGGGAUUUUUCCAGGCAAAAAUACUGGAGUGGGUUGCUACUUCCUCCUUCAGAGGAUCUUCCUGACCCAGGGAUUGAACCCGCAUCUCCUGUGUCUCUUGCAUUGAAAGUGAAGGGAAAGGGAAGUCACUCAGUUGUGUCCAACUCUUUUCGACCUCAUAGACUAUAUAGCCUACCAUACUCCUCCAUCCAUGGUAUUUUCCAGGCAACAGUACUGGAGUGGGUUGCCAUUUCCUUCUCCAGAGGAUCUUCCCGACCCAGAGAUUGAACCUGGGUCUCCUGCAUUGUAGGCAGACGCUUUACCAUCUGAGCUACUAGGGAAGUCCUCUUGCAUUGACAGGCAGAUUUUUUUUUUUUUUAACCAUUGAGCCCCCUGGGAAGCCCCAAAAUGGGCCAACCACAUAUUAUGUGCCUCCUAAUGUUAUGCAGUACAAGAGUUAGUACAGUACAACCUGUACAAUACUGUUUCCUAAAAAAAUAAAUUCUGAAUUUAAUCAAGAUCUUACUAUUAGUGUCAAGGAAAAGUAGGCAAAAGAAAACAAGUUAAUUAGCACCAUGAGAAAGUAGCCAAGUAAAUCUAGAAUAUAGGACAUGCUAUUGGACAUAUGACCCAGCUUUCCAUAAACAAAUGGCAUUUUAAAAAGGAGAAUAAAAGAGAAAUAACAGCCAGAAACAACAUGUGGGCCUUAUUCGUAUCCUGUUGCAAGCAACAAACAGACACAGGAUAUCUUUGAGAUAUUUAGGAAAAUAUGAAUGAGUAUUAAAUGGAAAUGAGGUUAUUCAAGGAACUGUUCAUUUUUAUGUGCAUGAUAAUAGCAUGUUGGUUUAUGUUUUACCAGUUUGAGAUGCACAUUGAAAUAUUUAUAUGUGAAUUACCAGAAAGUCUAGAGUUUUCUGUAAAACAUUUCAUCACAAAAAGGGGGAGCUGAUAGUUGAAACAAGAUUGGCAAAAUAUUGAUACUUAUUGAAGUGGGAUAGUAGGUUACAUAGGACUCAUUACAUAGUGUCUGUAUAUUUGUAUAGAUCUGAAAUUUUUCAUAAUAGCUAUGCAAUGAAAUAAGUCAUGUGCUCACCUCAGUUCUUCUGCUGAAAUUUUGUCAGUCAACUCCUGCUUGCCCAGAAUCUACCUUCUAGUAGUAUUUUCAGAAAAAGUUCUCAGGAAUCCUAUUCCCUGAAUUUUUAUGUAUUCAAGUUAUUGGCCUACUCUGUACUUAAAGGACAGUUUAGCUGGUUCACACUUUCUCUACUUGCGUAUAUUUUAUGUGUUACUCUAGUCUCUUCUGUCAUUGAAUUUUUUUAAGGGAGCAUCUGAUGCUAUCUUACUAAUAUAUUACUAACAUCAAUUUUUUAACCUAUAUUCUCAAAAAACCCUUUCUUCAUCUUUAAAGUCCAAUGACAUACUAAAUAUACUUUCAGAUAGAUCUUUGGAUCAAUUUUCCCUGCUACUAGUUACGUUCUUUCAUCAUGGAGAAAUAUUUUCUCUCGUUUCAAGACAAUUGAGUCUAUGUGUUUCCCUUUAUUCUCCUUGUCGCUCUACUUGAUUUUCAUGAAAUCUUAUGGUUUUAGAUUCAGAACUAAGCUACAACUAUGUUCUUAUUGAAAUGUCAUUAACUGAAUAAUAAUUUUAAAAAGCUAAGUUAUCUUGGGGUCUUGAUUCUUGUUUAACCCAUUCCUACACUCUCCUCUUUGUUCACUCAUGCAACCAGAAUAAAGUCAAUAGUUGACAUUUUGACAUUUGCAGCCCCUUACCUAUGAAGUAAAGAGCAAGGAGCAUUGGAUCUGUACAUGCUUCUUUUUUUUUUUAAUUUUUAAAAUUUUUUUAUGUACAUGCUUCUUUUAUGUAGCAGCUUCAAGGAUGACUAUUCUCAUUUGUGUGGUUGCUGCCUUGAUUGUUAUCAUGUAUUUAACCAAUCUCUUCAUUCCCCAAAGUUCCCAAGGGAGCCUAGAUUGCCCUGAGGAGCUGACACAAGGAAAGAUCUGGCUCCAGUUUUUAUUGUUUAAUGCAGUGGCUUCUGACUAAAACUUAAUGAAGCCCUAAAUGAGUACUGGGACAUAAUGAGGUUUUAGGAGAGGUAAGGAGGCAAGCUGAACUACUGAGGCUGAACUUGAACAUGGAGGGUAACCCCAGAAGGAGGCCUGUGUUACCUGAAGGCAAGGCAAGUGCCAGUGCCUUUGUACUUAUACCUACUGGAGUAGGGUUUUGGUGGAGAGCUUUAGGUUAGUUUAAUUCAUUUUGGAGGUUGGAAGAUUCUUAUUACAAAUAUAAAAUGUCAUAUUUGAUUCUGGAAGAAAACUGCUUUUAGGUUGCUUCAAAUAACAUUUUCAAAGUUCAGUUGUUUGUUAAAAUUGAGUUAUGCAGAAAGAAUAUUUGCCUGGUCAAAUAAAAGAAUAUUUGUAAGAGAGAUAAUAUUCUAAAUUUUGCUACUACACUAAAGAGGAAAGGCAGAAUUAAAAUUUGUUA